Messenger RNA from Hermetia illucens (black soldier fly), 2664 nucleotides. Its product is annotated as probable ATP-dependent RNA helicase DDX43. Gene Ontology annotation, molecular function: RNA binding; ATP binding; RNA helicase activity. Lineage: Eukaryota; Metazoa; Arthropoda; Insecta; Diptera; Stratiomyidae. The transcript has 7 exons. The coding region runs from base 251 to 2482 and encodes 743 amino acids. The record is from RefSeq and is a predicted model, not a curated record.
AAGAUGGCGACCGAAAAGUCCUCGCAUAUGGCACUCCUAACAGCUGUCACUCGAUUCGGCGUUUUGUCUAUCUAUACAGGCGGCGAAUCGUUCUUCUUGUUAUUCCAGUAAUACAGCCGGAACGAAAGCCCAUAUAAAAGUUUAGAGAAUUCCCCCGAAUUCUCAGCUCAAAUUACUCGCCGCCGAAAACGGUAAAUACGCCGCAUUACACAGUUUAGUGUUUCUUUGAUCCGCGUUGAAAUUAUUGAGAAUGUCGGACGAAGAUUGGGAUGCCCCCGAAACUGAAAAGAAGAGCAAACGCUCAGAUUAUCACGAUUCCACGGAUCACUACGGAAGCCGGGACGGUGGUCGGAACAGCUACCAUGACAGUCGCUCGUCGUACAAUGGCUACGAGAAGAAAAGUUCAAGUUUCUACGGUGGCCGGGACAGGGAUAGGGACUCUCGUGGCGGCUACCGAGAUGGUGGAGGUUACAAUUCCUACAACGACCGGGAGAGCUCCCGCAAACCACCGAAGCCCCAGGGUCGCUACAAUGAGAGCAUGGAGAUCCAGUCGAACGACGUAGGGAAGAUCAUCGGUCGUGGCGGGUCAAAUAUCAAAGAAGUCGAGUCGAAAUUUUCCGUGCACAUCAAUGUGAAUAAAUCGACAGGCUACGGAACUGGCUCCAGCGUCUCCGUGGCCGGCGAUGACAGGCAGGAUGUGGACGAUGCUAUCCAGCACAUGAAGGAUCAACUGGACGGGGCUCGGAACGGCCGUGGUGGCGGAGGCGGCGACGGCUACCGCAAGGACUUCCGCCGCAAUCAAAGCGAUUCUUAUGGAGCCUCAAGCGGCUACGGAGGUGGCUACGAGAAGAAAUCUUACGAUAGUUACGAGAAGAAGUCCUCGUACGAUAACUACGAGAAAAAGCCCUCGUAUGACAACUACGAGAAAAAGUCGUACAACAGCUACGAGAAAAAGUCAUCGUACAAUUUCGAUAAUCAACAAUCUACGUAUGGAGACAGCAGUGCUGGAGGUCGGAGCAGUCCGUCGUAUCAACCAAUCGACUGGGAUGCGGUCAACAAAAUUGCAGAGGAAGAACGCCGCAAAAAAUGGGCAAAAUGUCCACCGAUGAUUAAAAAAUUUUAUGAUGAAGCCCCAGAGGUAGCUGCACUUGGUCCAGCACAAGUCGCUGAAUUGCGUGAAUUGAACAAUAACACAACCGUUGAUCGGGUGUUCAAAGAAAAGGAGGAAGGUAUGGAGCCAAUUCCGAAUCCCGUAUGGAAAUUUGAACAGUGCUGGGCCAAAUAUCCGGAUCUUCUGAAUGAAAUAAAGAAACAAGGAUUUGAAAGGCCCUCGCCAAUUCAGUCAUCGGCUUGGCCGAUUCUUCUGAAAGGUGAAGAUAUGAUUGGAAUCGCACAAACUGGAACCGGAAAAACAUUAGCUUUCCUGUUGCCCGCACUGAUCCAUAUUGAAUAUCAGCCUGUGCCACGGGAAGACAGAGGAGGUCCAAACGUUCUGGUUCUCGCUCCUACCAGAGAACUUGCCAUUCAGAUUGAAAAGGAGGUUGGAAAGUAUUCUUUCAGAGGAAUCAAAGCUGUUUGCGUGUAUGGCGGUGGCGACAGAAAGGAGCAGAUCGAUAUUGUCUCGAAGGGGGUAGAGAUUGUCAUCGCUACGCCCGGUCGUUUGAAUGAUUUAAUACAGGCUAAGGUUGUUAAUAUUAGCAGUAUUACAUAUUUGGUUUUGGACGAAGCCGAUCGAAUGUUGGACAUGGGCUUUGAACCACAAAUUCGAAAGAUUCUCUUGGAUAUCCGUCCCGAUAGACAGACAGUCAUGACAAGUGCUACUUGGCCGCCAGGAGUGCGACGUUUGGCGCAAAGUUACAUGAACAAUCCAAUCCAAGUUUGUGUCGGAUCACUGGAUCUGGCAGCAGUGCACACAGUUGAGCAAAUUAUAGAGAUCGUCGAUGAGGAUGAUAAAUUCUAUCGGAUACUGAAUUUCGUUAAACACGAAAUGGGACCUCAUGAUAAGGCGAUCAUAUUUUGUGGGAAGAAAGCCCGCGCAGAUGAUCUCUCCAGCGAAUUUACACUAAAAGGAAUCUUAUGUCAAUGUAUACAUGGUUCGCGUGACCAGUCCGACAGAGAACAAGCAAUUGCCGAUAUUACUUCAGGAGAAGUAAAAAUCCUAAUUGCUACCGACGUAGCUUCCAGAGGAUUAGAUAUUGAAGAUAUAACAUACGUCGUGAAUUUCGAUUUUCCACGUAACAUUGAAGAGUACGUGCAUCGAGUCGGACGAACAGGACGGGCAGGCCGUAAAGGCAAAUCCAUAAGUUUUAUAACUAGACAAGACUGGGGUUCAGCUAAAGAGUUGAUAUCGAUUCUGGAAGAGGCGAAUCAGCAAGUACCCGAAGAGUUGAGGGAUAUGGCGACAAGGUUCCAGGCGAUGAAGGAUCGGCGGGCCAAUGAAGAGAGCAAAUUCGGUUUGCGGGGUCGACGGCCGCGGUAUUAAAGCAACGAAGAAAUACUAAACGAAGACAGUCUUCGGAAACUGAUGUGAGAAAUGUAUUGUACAUUCCUGGAUACUUGCAACUUUCUCAUAGAAAUGAAUCUUGGUUUUUUUUUUAGUCCUUAGAAAUUCAUUCGUAUCGCGAAUGUAUAUACGAAAUUUAUAAUAAAUAUUCUUUGUUGAAA